CCCUGUGGCUCAUAUUGUUGAAGACUCAAUUGAUGGGACCAAACUGCAACAUCUCAUCAUAACCCCUUCUGGCAACGGGGAGGAGAAUAUGAUGAGAAUGACACCGACGGUUAUUGCCACUCACUACCUUGACACCACAGGCCAGUGGGAGAAGAUUGGGGUGGAUCGGAGAACUGUUGCAAUCAGCCAGAUCACGAAAGGUUACGCACAGCAGUUGACAUAUAAGAAACGUGAUCAUUCAUAUGCUGCAUUUCCAGAUGGCAAGUCUAGUACGUGGCUAACAGCAUACGUGGUAAAGGUCUUUGCCAUGGCUUCUAAGUUUAUAAAUACCAUUAGCACUGAUGUCCUCUGCGGAGGGGUGAAGUGGCUGAUGCUGGAGAGGCAAAAGACAGACGGAGUUUUCCAGGAAGAUGCCCCUGUGAUCCAUGGAAAUAUGACGGUAUGCUUUUUUCCCUGCUUGAACGGUGUUUCUUGUGAAAAAUCCAGAGGUUUUCACAGUGAAGAAGACCAUAACACAGGAAUUCAUUUGCAUGGUAACCAGUGGCCACAAGGGGCAAACAUAGGUUAAGGAUGGCAAUAUGAGUAAUAGGAGACUCCAGAGCUUGGAGAAGUUACCUUUUUUGGACUAAAACUCCCAACAUUUCC
Messenger RNA from Pogona vitticeps (central bearded dragon), 645 nucleotides. The record is from RefSeq and is a predicted model, not a curated record. Lineage: Eukaryota; Metazoa; Chordata; Lepidosauria; Squamata; Agamidae.